UCAAAGUCAUCGGUCAUAGAAUCGGACGAGCUAGGAUUUGUCCAGCCAUACGAUAACCUCACAAUCCUCUUGAGAAAUGUAAUGAGAAUACCACUUCAGAAACUUUCAUGCGCUGGUCUGUCGUGUCUUGACCCGAUUGAUAUACCAAGUCCCGCUCACGCACAGGUACCUGACGUUCAGUGGAGAUACGCGUAGCAGAUAUAUAUUUGGAGCUUCCAGUCCCCCCAUCACCUUUCUUUCUGUAUACCGCUUUCUGUUGCUUUUCUUCUUGUAAAAGAUCCUUUUUUAUUCUGAAAUUCCUUCAAAGAGAAUCAAGAGUCUCAAUUGGAUAUCUGUCUGUUGUCUUUCUUCUCCCAAUUGACUUCUGCAAUUCGCUAGAAUGGCUUCCAAUAGACUUCAAUCCCUCGCAUAUCACCUCGCCGCAACUUCCCCUCCACCUCAUCCAUUCGAUCCUCUCUCCAAUGCAGAAAUUGAGAAAGCAGUUCAGAUUAUCCGGGCUGAGAAGGGAUCCGUUCAUUACAAUGCCAUCACAUUAUAUGAACCUCGCAAAAAGGAGAUGAUGAAAUGGCUCGAGAGCCCAGAAGUUGUUCCAAGACCAAAGAGAAUCGCAGAUGUGGUGGUUAUCGCGCCAGGUGGUAAGGUGUACGAUGGCUUGGUUGAUCUGGCAGAGGGAAGAGUUUUGAAAUGGGAAAACAUUGAUGGUGUACAACCUUUGAUCACCAUGGAAGAUCUCCAAAUUGUCGAGCAUGUUGUUCGUAAAGAUCCCAAGGUCAUUGAACAAUGUGUGUUGAGUGGUAUUCCAGCGGAAGAUAUGCACAAAGUGUAUUGCGAUCCAUGGACCAUUGGUUACGACCACCGAUUUGGCAACAACGUUCGUCUACAACAAGCCCUCAUGUAUUAUCGACCACACAUGGACGAUUCGCAAUACUCUUUCCCCCUUGAUUUCUGUCCUAUUUUCGAUGCCGAAAAACAAAAGAUCAUUCACAUCGAUAUCCCUGAGAUUCGAAGACCCGUGAACAAGGCAGCGCCAAACAAUUAUCACCCAGCGAGCAUUGAGAAAGAGGGAGGGUACAGGAAAGAUAUCACUCCAAUCAAUAUUACACAACCAUCUGGCGUAUCAUUCAAGGUCAAUGGUCGAGAGCUCAACUGGCAAAACUGGAACUUCCAUGUCGGAUUUAAUUACAAGGAAGGUAUUGUCCUCAACAACAUUACAUACAAUGACAAGGGUACUGUCAGACCUAUAUUCUACAGACUUUCUCUCGCCGAGAUGGUUGUUCCUUAUGGUAACCCCGAACAUCCACAUCAACGUAAACACGCUUUCGAUCUUGGAGAGUAUGGAGGAGGAUACAUGACUAACAGUCUCUCUCUCGGCUGUGACUGCAAAGGUGCUAUUCAUUACAUGGACGCUGCCUUUGUAAACCGUGCAGGUGAGAGCACCACCAUCAAAAACGCCAUCUGCAUCCACGAAGAAGACGCCGGUAUCCUCUUCAAACAUACCGAUUUCCGCGACGAAUCCGUCAUCGUCACUCGCGGCCGCAAACUCAUCAUCUCCCACAUCUUCACCGCCGCCAACUACGAAUACUGCGUCUACUGGAUCUUCCACCAAGACGGCACCAUCCAACUCGAAAUCAAGCUCACCGGUAUCCUCAACACCUACUCCAUGAACCCCGGCGAAGACACCAAGGGCUGGGGCACCGAAGUCUACCCGGGCGUCAACGCGCACAAUCAUCAACAUCUCUUCUGUCUGCGCAUCGACUCCAACAUCGACGGCCCCAACAACACCGUCUUCCAAGCCGACGCCCUCCCCGGCGCCGGCGCCGUCGGCUCCCCCGAAAAUCCCUACGGCAACGCCUUCUUCGCCCAAAAAACAGAAUACAAAACCGUCAACGAAUCCAUCUCCGACUACGACGGCGUCACCUCGCGCACCUGGGAAAUGGCCAACCCCAACAAACUCAACCCCUACUCCCACAAACCCGUCUCCUACAAACUCGUCAGCCGGGAGGUUCCCAAGCUCCUUCCCAAAGAAGGGUCGCUCGUGUGGAAGCGCGCCGGCUUCGCCCGCCACGCCGUCCACGUGACGCCCUACUCAGACGACCAGCUGCAUCCCGCCGGACGCCACGUGCCCCAGACAUCGGGGGAGCCCAGCGCAGGCUUGCCCGAGUGGAUCGCCAACGGCGAGGCGUCGAUUCAGAAUACGGAUAUUGUGCUCUGGCACACGUUUGGCAUCACGCACUUCCCCAGUCCCGAGGAUUUUCCCAUCAUGCCGGCCGAACCCAUGACGUUGUUGUUGAGGCCGAGAAAUUUUUUCACCAAGAAUCCCGCGCUGGAUGUGCCGCCUAGUUACUGCAGUACGCCGAGCAGUGUGGCGGCGAGUAAGGGUGGGGAGGCGAAGAGCGUGUUGAAUUUGACGGAUGGGAAGAGUAGGUUGGUGGAUGGAAAGAGAUGCUGUUGAUGGGAUAAUUUCAUUCGAGUGAACAAGUUUUGAGAAACGCUGUAAUUGAAAUUGAAAUGGAGGAUUGUUUUGGAUAUUUGGUUAUGGCGCCUUGUAUAUAUUGCUGCGUUUUAGGAGCCUUUGAAAAUGUUAUUUAUUUCACGUUAUG
Molecule: messenger RNA, 2600 nt
Organism: Botrytis sinoallii
Lineage: Eukaryota; Fungi; Ascomycota; Leotiomycetes; Helotiales; Sclerotiniaceae
Exons: 4
Coding region: 380-2452 (690 amino acids)
Biological process (GO): amine metabolic process
Molecular function (GO): copper ion binding; quinone binding; primary methylamine oxidase activity
Source: RefSeq, a predicted model, not a curated record